This is a messenger RNA of Phragmites australis (common reed), 1092 nucleotides long. RefSeq lists its product as uncharacterized. Lineage: Eukaryota; Viridiplantae; Streptophyta; Magnoliopsida; Poales; Poaceae. The transcript has a single exon. The record is from RefSeq and is a predicted model, not a curated record. Bases 708 to 1067 code for a protein of 119 amino acids.
CCAUUUUGGCCCGAGUUGUGCCAAAAACACAAUACAAAAAUUUUAGCCGGCUAAAUUUUUUCGAGGUAUGACCAAAUUUUGGUCUCGCACCAAACAGAGACCAAAUUAUCAAAGCACGGUCAAAUUUUGACUUGGCUCACUUUGGCUGGUAACCAAACACGCCCUAAGAGCCUAAGCCCACACACAAACUCUAAAUUCGGUUUGUCAUCUCCCUUGGUGCAAGAAGUGUCGCCGUUCCCACUGAUUCUUCUUCAGUUGUGUCCCUCCAUAAAAAAAGGAAAGUAUCAUUCCACAAAACCACUUGUAUUGAUUCCUGGGAAGCAUUCAUUCUUGACCUUGCAUCGUAGUUGCAAGCAACUUUGCAACUAUCCCUGAUCUAAACCUGUCCUUGCAUUAGUUUGCCAUGAGCAGUGGGGUUUCCAUGGAUGCAAUCAGCCUUGAUCAGUGGGAGCUCCUGCCUGACCACAAGAGCUCCUUCUUCAUGGAGGAGUGCAUCAAUGGCCAUGGCACUGUUGAUGGUAAGGAUCAGCUUGUGCUCGGCGCCAAAUUGGUACUGAUCAACAUGGACCACUUCACCUCUGCAUCUCACCCUCCUCCCUAUGAUUGCAUCCGUAUGGGCAUGAUCCGGUCAUCGAGUUCAAGGACAUCAGUGUCGUGCAGGUGGAACCGAAGCGAGAGGAGAUCGUUCCUACGGUGACUGAGAGCAGAUGAUCAAGUGUCCUGCUGGUGUAAAGGAUAUUGAUCAGGAUGAGGUGCUAGUUGAAGCUACACCUGAUGAUCAGUGUGCUGAAGUGGAAGAAGGCAUCAGGAAAGUAGGUUUCAACGUGGUGAAUCUGAGAGUGCAUGGCGUUGGGGCACUCUGCUCGUUUGGGGUUGCAGCUGCCACAUUCUGCAUCUUCCUGCUUGGUGGCAAGCAGCAGCAGCAGCAGCAGAGGCAGAAGCAGAAGCACAAGAUCCAGCUCCAGAUGUGUGCUGAUGACGAGGUUUGUGGAGAUUUCCUGUUGUCAUCUGCCAAUUCAGCAUUUUUAAUAUAUUUACUGUUCCUCAUGGGCAUGUUCUUGGAUUAAGAUAUUGCUUACUUAACUUAUACGC